AUGUCGUCAGCGGGCAUCUCAUCCGCCACCCCCAGCAUCAGUGACCUGGAUGGUUACACCUUCCGCGACUACCAAUUCCCUGCCAGUUCUACCUUUGCGCCUGUCCAGCUUGAAGACGACGAGUUCGGCUUUGAUCCGCCACAGAAGCCUCUGACAACCAAUGACUAUCAAGUCUACAGCCCGCCAGAUGACUAUCCCAUGUCUCAAUGGCCCGAAUUCGACCGAGACGACGACUUGAAAGUAUCCACAGAAAACCCGCUCAACGUUGACAACUACGAGAUGGACAAGUUCAUCACCUCGGUAUUGCCUAAUCCCUCCACAGCAAUUGCACGAUACGGCCAAAUGACCCCUCCACGAUCGAACUCCACUGCCAGUACCGAUUCAAAGGAGGAGAAGUUGUCGCCCAAAUCUCAACCACUAGAACCUCAACCUCGAAAACGAGGAAAGGGUCGGCCUAAAGCUACAGAAACAGCCUCCUCUCCAUCGAAGACGACAACGACCGCGGGUCGUAAGCGAAAGGCGACGCGGAAAUCCUCCACCACCAUCGAACAAGGAGACUCAGCAGAGGAACAAAAGAGAAAACAGUCACUCGAGAAGAACAGACUAGCUGCUGCAAAGUGUCGAAUCAACAAGAAAGAAAAGACGGAGCGCUUACAACGAGACUCGCAAGAGAAAGCAAUCGAGAACGCGUACCUCAAAGACCAAAUCAUGCGCAUGAAGGAUGAGAUCCAACAGAUGAACGCUAUUCUUGUUGCACAUGGCAACUGUGAAGGAUGCAAGUCUCCGGAAGAAAUUCAAGCCCACCUCAAUGCCCUGGGGAACGACUUCUUCAGCCAACAACUCGCCCUUGCCAGUCAGAAUUUUGGAGAAUUCCCUCCGGUGAACUUCACCAGUCUGCCCGUGAUGCCCGACAAUUUCUUUGCGGGGACCACCGACGACCAGAUCCUGCACCCGCCUCUACCAGAGUUUAAUCGCUCUGCAGAGUUUGAGGUGCACACUCCUGCACCGACGGAUUGA
Messenger RNA from Fonsecaea multimorphosa CBS 102226, 1017 nucleotides. RefSeq lists its product as uncharacterized. The record is from RefSeq and is a predicted model, not a curated record. The transcript has a single exon. Gene Ontology annotation, cellular component: nucleus. NCBI's taxonomy places the organism in Eukaryota, Fungi, Ascomycota, Eurotiomycetes, Chaetothyriales, Herpotrichiellaceae. Gene Ontology annotation, biological process: regulation of transcription by RNA polymerase II. The coding region runs from base 1 to 1017 and encodes 338 amino acids. Gene Ontology annotation, molecular function: DNA-binding transcription factor activity, RNA polymerase II-specific; RNA polymerase II cis-regulatory region sequence-specific DNA binding.